UUUCAGUAAAACGAUUUCUCUCUUUGCAAUAACAAGACUCAAUGAAUUUAUUAAUUUAAAAAUAAUUUUCUCAAAAAAAAAAAAAAAAAAAACAGAAGAAAAUAGAAAAAAUUCUCUAAAAUCUGUUUUUAAAAGAAAAAAAAAAUGUCUUCAACUUUUCCUCAAGAAGUUCGCUGUCUAUUUUAAUUAUUUUGAUUUUCUAGACGCAGAAUUGUAAAUUAUUUAGAAAAUAAAAAUGACGGCCACGCCAUUAGCUUUGGGAGUUUCGACAUUUUUUAUUGUACUGACAAGUCUCAUUGCACAUUGGCUGAGGAAAUAUGUUUCGUAUUAUGUUAAUCAACCGUUAUUGAAAUCCUUAUUUCUCGAGGCGAUCGCCACCGCUGAACUCUGCGGAGGAUGCUUCGAAUUAAUUAUCAUUGCCGAUAAUUGGGGGAUAUCGAUGUACGCGAUUUAUUUAUUUUUCAUGACAAUUUGGUGGUGCCACGUGUGGGGCGAUGCGACGGCCUGUCCCUACACACAUUUAGAGGACGUUAUCGAGGGAAAGCAAAAUUUACGAAAGGCAUUUUUAUUAAUUUGGGCACAAUUAAUGGGAGGACUUAUUGUCUUUAGAUACAAUCAAUUAUUAUGGUUCCUUGAAAUUGUUCCCACGCACAAGGAUCGAGCAUUUUCCGAAUGUAACACUGAUCUUCAGGUUCCAGUUUUUUACGGAGCAAUAAUUGAGGGGGUCGCGACUUGUAUUUGCAGAGUCGUUUCCCGCAUUCUUAGCGACCUUAAUCCAAGAUUUAGCACAAUUAUCGAUUCCUUUGUUGGAACUUCAUUAGUUGUCGCAGCGGCUAAUUAUUCCGGAGGCUAUUUUAAUCCGGCGUUGGCAACAUCAUUGAAGUACGGCUGUCUUGGCACAACGACAAUGGACCACGUGAUUGUCUAUUGGGUUGGAGCAUGUGCGGGAUCAAUUGCUUCAAUUCAAAUUUAUAGAAUGCCAUUUAUUCAACGUUUCAUUCACAAUGAGAAAAAUGACUAAAUUUCCGUCUUAUUGCCAAAAAAAUAAAAAAGAAAAUUGAAUAAAUUUCCGUCUUAUUGCCAAAAAAAUAAAAAAGAAAAUUGACUAAAUUUUCGUCUUAUUGCCAAAAGAAAAAAAAUGACUGAAUUUCCAU
This is a messenger RNA of Leptopilina heterotoma, 1154 nucleotides long. It is a transcript of the gene AQP, whose product is annotated as aquaporin-11. The transcript is spliced from 5 exons. Bases 236 to 1021 code for a protein of 261 amino acids. Lineage: Eukaryota; Metazoa; Arthropoda; Insecta; Hymenoptera; Figitidae. Gene Ontology annotation, molecular function: channel activity. The record is from RefSeq and is a predicted model, not a curated record. Gene Ontology annotation, cellular component: cytoplasm.